AUGGCUCGUCUAUGCCCUUCUAUUCUAUGCGACAACAGCUGUGGUCACCUUCGUCGUCUUUCUUCCUAUAGACUGCGUUAUCGGUCUGUCUCGUGGAGACUUCAGCAGCGGUCACUUCGUCGACUUCCAGCAUACCGCCUUCCUUAUUCCUUUCAACAACUUCGUGUUUAG
Molecule: messenger RNA, 171 nt
Organism: Colletotrichum aenigma
Lineage: Eukaryota; Fungi; Ascomycota; Sordariomycetes; Glomerellales; Glomerellaceae
Exons: 1
Coding region: 1-171 (56 amino acids)
Source: RefSeq, a predicted model, not a curated record